UCCUGAUCAUCGCCAUCAUCAUCAUCCUCUCAUCAAUAUUAAUAAUAAUACAAUGUCUUUGACUAUGAUUUUUGAUCAAUUUAAAAUGAUUUUCUUAAUCAUUGUAACAUCAACACUAAUUAAUCAACUUGAAUCAACAGCAAUAUCAUUUCAACAAUUAAGUGAUCAUAUUAUUGAUAAACGAGCUGCCGAUUACCAUGACUGGACUUAUGAAGAUCAAAAGGCAUGGGUAACAAAUAUAACUCAUUGUGGAGGUGAUAAACAAUCACCGAUCAACCUUGAUUCGUCCAAGGCUCGAGUUGAUAAAACGCUAACCUUGGACAUUAAGAAGUACGAUCGUUUGAUUGAUACAGCGUUCGUCUAUUCAACUGGACAUAGUUUAAAAUUGGAAUUCGAGUCAAGAGGAGUAUACUUAUUAUCGGGAACUGUUGUUGAUCGUCCUUAUGAGCUACUUCAAGUUCAUAUUCAUUGGGGAAUCAACUCAAUGUCAGGAUCAGAACAUUCAAUUGAUGGUGAACGUUUUUCCGCCGAGGUUCAUUUUGUCCAUAGGAAUACCAAAUAUGCUAAUGAAUCUAGUUACUCAGUUUUGCAGAAAGUUGAUGGAUUAACUGUUCUCGGUGUAAUUGCAAAGAAUGGUGAUCCUAAUCCUGGAGUUGACAUCUUAUUGGAAGCCAUGCAAAGUAAUUCGUCAGAUAUUAAGUAUCCAGUGAAAAAACCCUUCGAUUUGAAUCACCUUUUGCCCUCGAAUAAGAAAUCGUUUUUCAAAUAUUCGGGCUCACUGACCACUCCUACAUGUAACGAAGUGGUCAACUGGAUUGUCAUGAAAGAUUUCAUAACAGUUUCCAAUGAUCAAAUUGAUAGACUUCGUAAUCUUAUUUCCCCAUCAGAAACUGUAAUGCAAACUGUUGUCCGUGACCUUCAACCUCUUCAAGGUCGAACGGUAUUCCAAAGCGAUUCCGGUUCUGGAUUCGCACCAACACUGACCAGUCUCUGUUAUCUUAUAUUAGCAGUGAUUGUUCAUAUCACUUUGAUUGAUAAAUUAAACUUAGACUAGAAAAUUGAAUAAUAAUUACAAUCAAUCUCAUCUUCACAUUAUCAUCAUCAUGUUAAAUCAUCAUAAUUAACACCCACCAACACAAUCAUCAACGAUAACAUAAUGACAAGAUGAUAACAAGGAAAACGCAAGUUCACAUCUUCCCCCCACUUCCGGAUAAACAAAUCAACUACUUCCUAUUUUCUGAAGGUCAACUUAUAUUAUCAAUCAUGUUAAUAUAUUAUCUUACCAGAAUCAUUUAACAUCACAAUCAAAUUAAUCAUGAUUAUAAUGAUUAGUUGAUUUUAAAAGUAAUAAUAAUGAAAACAGUUCAAUUUGAUUUAAUGAUUUUAUCUAGUCGAUGUUAAUUGUUUUAACAAUCAAAAAAGGAAACAAUAAUUGGUAAACAAUCAACGCAAAGUUUUAAUCAAAUUUCACAAUUAGUUUUUUUUCCUUGUGAUAAUAAAUAAAUAAUUAAUUAUAAACACAAAUUUUAUUAAUCAAAUGUAUAAUUUAGCAGCUAAUUGUUACUAUUAAUUGUCUUGUUAUCACUUAAUUGUGCUCUAAUUGUUUAUUAGAUUGUUAAUUGUAUACAAUAUAUUAAUCACGAUUAUCAAUGGAUUUAUGUUAAUCUGUACAGUUUCAAAUCUAUUGAUUCAUAGCAAUUAAAUUUUAUCGUUAAUUUAAUUUAAUUGUUGAUUUGAUUGUAAUGUUUUUUUUUCAAAUUGAGUAUUUGGUUUAAUUGGAUAGUUAAACUUGGUGAUGAUUAACUAUCUAAAUUUGCAUAAAGUGCAUCGCAAUUAAAAAGGUUAAUUAGUUGAAAUAGACUGUUAAUCAUUUGAUCAGUUGAUCAGCGUUUAAGUAAAUUGUUGACUUUUUGCUUCUUUCAAUUAGUUUAAUUCUGAAUCUGAUUAAUCAACCUGAGUAAAGUUGAUGAGUAAUAGAAAAGGUUUCUGACUCUUUCUCCUUGAUAUAAAUUGUUACCUGUUGAUAUACUUUCAUGAUAAUUACUUUAAUUGUCUUCAAGUGUAUUUCAAACCUGUUUAAUUGACUAAUUUUUAUUCAAUUUCAUUUGAUUGAUAUUGUUUUUCUUUCACCAUGAGAUUGGUUAUUAUUUAUUUUGUGAUUCUCAGCUUCUUUGGGUUCACUUUUGUCUCAUUGGAGAGUUGGCCUGGGACAGGUAGCAGAGGUUUAGUUGCUCCAGCCGCUGUCGGUCAACAUUUACCAUCAAUGUUACCUGGACAAGCUUCUCCUGGUUCAUCAGCUCACUCAUCUGCUGGUUCUUUAGCUGGUGCUAAAUCUAAUCGUAUUGGAUCUGGAACAACCAGUGGAUCAGGUCAAGACGAUGACAUUUAUCCCGCUGAUCAGUCUUCAGGAAGUUCAAACGCUACUUCGCAAGCAACUGCAGGAUCAAAAUCCAAGGCUAAUGCUAAAUCGUCCACGACUAGUAAAUCAACUCCUUCCCCUUUAACCGAUGAUGCAGCAGACCCCAAGAAAAGUCUCAGCUCGAGCCCAAAAAACGAGCUCGGACCAAAACCAAGUCCAUUAGCUGAUCCUGAUGCUUCCUCUGACAUAUCCAAUUCAACUUCUAAUGCCUCUUCAGCCAGUGAUAGUGAUGUAGACGAUGAAGAAGCCUCUGUACCUGCCUCCGAAUCUGAAAAAUCAAAAUCAAAAUCAAGUGCCGCGAGUACAUCGAAAUCUGAUAAAUCGACCAAGUCAGAUAAAUCUGAAAAGCUGAGAAACCCGAUAAAUCAGAUAAAACGGAAAAAACGGAAAAACCAGAAAAAUCGGAAAAAUCCUCCAAGGCUCAUCCUGAUUCAUCUAAUAAGACCAAAUCUGACGAAGACUCAGAAUCGGGUGAUGAUUUCUUUGACUUGAUCGCAGCAGCAUCAGCAAACGCCACAUCAACAACCACCGAAAGCUCAAAGGCAACAGAAAGCAGCAACUCAACCACUAGUGACGAAAGCGAUUUAAAAGGGAAACCAACCGAAGAGAGCGUUACCGAGUCAAAAAACUUGACAUCAUCAUCCUCGUCGCUCUCUUCCUCAUCGUCUUCUUCGUCCUCUUCUUCUGCUUCUACUGAGAAACCAACAACAACGGAAAAGCCCGAUCCAGAUAAAGAAGAUUCAUGGUCAAAAGUUUUCGCAGGCUCAUAUUGGACAAAACCUAAGAACAAGACUAAAAACGAUAAGCCCUCAUCUUCAGCUUCAUCAUCAGAAUCCUCAUCUUCUUCCACAUCAUCAAAAGAUGACGAUUCCAAUAGCACCAUGACCCUUGACUUGAGCUCUUUAAAAUCAGUCUCACCUAAGUUGAAAGACGAUAUAAACAACAUUGUAGCCAAGGCUUAUAACAAAUCAGAACAUGCAAUUACUGGUUUAGUUAAAACAAUCAGCCAAACAGUUGUUGAUAUUUACGCUCGAUUAAGCAAUAAAAAGGAUUGAUAAUGAAAUAUUAAUUGAAAUAAAGUUUCAAAUUUGAAUCAAAUA
Messenger RNA from Panonychus citri (citrus red mite), 3519 nucleotides. RefSeq names its product carbonic anhydrase 1-like. The record is from RefSeq and is a predicted model, not a curated record. The transcript is spliced from 7 exons. Gene Ontology annotation, molecular function: zinc ion binding; carbonate dehydratase activity. Bases 53 to 1054 code for a protein of 333 amino acids. Lineage: Eukaryota; Metazoa; Arthropoda; Arachnida; Trombidiformes; Tetranychidae.